Molecule: messenger RNA, 898 nt
Organism: Acaulospora morrowiae
Lineage: Eukaryota; Fungi; Glomeromycota; Glomeromycetes; Diversisporales; Acaulosporaceae
Source: the annotation of a GenBank genome assembly
UGACGACGGUAACGAUAACAUGGAGGCCAGCACCUCGACUGCCAAAAAUGAUUCUGCCAUUGGUUCGACGUCACAGACAAAGCCCAAUGAUAAUUCGGCAGAGUACCUUGCUAAGCCAGAGUUCAUAAGCUUUUCUUCUUUGAUAGCAAAAGCUGAAGCAGAAGAAGCGUCAUCAAAUCCGACCGGCAAUUCAGCCGGCGUUUUAUCAUUUGAGGAGAAUACGACCGAACCUUCGGUGAAAAAUCAGACCGAAGAGUUCGAUUCGAUAAAACCCGAGUCGACUGACAUGAAUGUUGGCUCAUCGUCCACGAGCUCAACGGCGGCUAUUCCCAUUCCGAAAUCGUCACAAAGAGCAACCACACCUGUUUUGUCGCCAGGAUCAUUAAUGGCUAAAAAUCUUAAUCCGCUUGCGUCAGUUUUUGUUCCUCGAUCGCAAAGCUACACUAACUCAACCUCUACCCUCGUUCAGGGAGCUAUAGAUAAAAUGAACGCGAUGACCAAAGAGUCCACCGAGAUGGGAGAAAUGAGAAAACCUGUUAAUAAUGAAGAUAACGAUGAUGAUAAUCAAGAAUUUGUUUAUCCUGGUAUGGAUGAUGAAAGUAAAUCCGAAGAUGACGAGUUUGUGUACAUGCCCAACGAUAUAAAAGAGGAGGAUGAGGUAGAGAACAUCGAAUUUACAUAUCCAUAUCAAGAUACAAAUGCUGGAAAGGAUGAUGACGAGAGUAAAACGGAAUCUAGUUCUGACGUAAACAAGAAAGACAUUUUGACUAAAAACGGUGAAAGUAAUUCGAGUCCAAAUCUUCUUGGCAGCAUGGAAAAUGUGAUCACCAAAGUUGGAAAAUCCACCGAUAACUCGAUUACAGUUAGAAUUAAUAGUGCCAUUAGCAAGGAUGCCUAA